Drosophila innubila is the source of this 1538-nucleotide messenger RNA. RefSeq lists its product as uncharacterized. The record is from RefSeq and is a predicted model, not a curated record. Bases 288 to 1283 code for a protein of 331 amino acids. Lineage: Eukaryota; Metazoa; Arthropoda; Insecta; Diptera; Drosophilidae. The transcript has 7 exons.
UUCGUCGCUUUGUUUGAGCUUUAGUCGCUAGUGUAUAAUAAAAUCACGUUAGUAACCAAUUGCAAGCCCACCAGCCAAGACCGAAAAACCAGCGCCAGUCGCAUAAAGAUCCACACAAUCACAAAAAAUUAUAAAAACUAAAACCAAAUUAUCAAUAUACAAAACAAAAGCAAAACAAUCACAAAAUAUACAAAGCGUGUUCGUAAUCGUCGCCGAAGCUACCCGUCUUCAUCGCCAUAAACAUACUCUCCUACCCAGUGGCUACCCAGUGACUACUACAACAAAAGAUGAGGCAGCUAAGCACACACCAAAUCGUAGCGUUGAUUGUCUGCAUAACUGUUUCCCUUAUAAGCGCGUCUCCACUACCACAGCCAGCUAGUAAUCAGGAAUUAGAUGUGCUACAAAUACCACUGCCCAAUGGGAAGGAAAUCGAUGUCUUGACACUUGGGUCACAGGAUCAAGAACAACUGAUAGCCGAUCGCAACAAAAGAACGAUUGGGCUACUGCGUGAACUCUUUCCAGAUAUAACAAAGAACGGCGCAACUAAUACUAAAAUCGAUCUUUCGGCUAUUAACAAACAACUCGAGGAAACCAUAAGAGUAGCACGUCAGGUGAAAGAGGCAGAAGCCGCUGCAGCUGCAGUUGACCAAUCGCCCGUUGCCCAGGCGCCAAUUCCUCUCAAGACCAAUGAGCCCAUACAGCUAAGUUUUAAAAAUGAGCUACACACGGUUAAUUCUGACACCGAAUCUACUAAUGUGAAAACAUUAGUCACGAACGACUUGCAAUUAUCGGAAUCGAAGUCGCCAGCAAUUGAUGAGUUGACACUUGACUCUACCGAGGAUACUGCUGAUCUGGAUGAUCGCAAUAAAAGCAAUCUAUUCAAAAGGUUCCUGAGCUUCGGAGGUGCUGGUCUGGCUGGCGGUUCAAGCGGUGGAGGUGCCGGUGCCUCGCCAAGUGGCAAUAGUUUGGGCGGCGGAUCUGGUAACUUUUUGCUGGAUGUGGUGCGCCUUUUUUCUGGCAGUGUUCAGACACAGCAAGGUGAUGAAGCAGCCAAUAGCUUAGGCGGCGGCUCUAGCAGCAGCACAGAUGAUACGGAUGGAGGUAGCGAUAGCACACGCACAGUUGACGGUUACACCGAAGGUAUUCCCGGCCCCGUGACACGUCUCGUAGUCUUGGCCAAUCGUGGACUUGCCAAUCUUGUACAAGACUUAAUAUUGCGCGUUGCAGCCACCAGUGAAAAGUUUGUGAACUUCAAGGCCAAAUUGAUAACAGCGCUGAUCUAACUGCUUUUAUAUCCACGUCCUUACCGCCCGGUUUAGUCAAGUCAACCCAACUGUACAGAAUCACGCACCUUCAACUACUUCCACACACACAUAAAAACAUUAUAUACAUUGAACGAUUUUAUUUGGCAAUGAAGAAAAGUGUACAUUUUUAGCAAAUUUAAUAUUGUUUAUAAAUUAAUCAAAUUUAAAUAAGUAACACAAGCAAUCACAUUGUAAUCAAGAAUUACAAUACAAAAGAUAACGAAAAAAAUCAAA